Jatropha curcas is the source of this 594-nucleotide messenger RNA. The record is from RefSeq and is a predicted model, not a curated record. Lineage: Eukaryota; Viridiplantae; Streptophyta; Magnoliopsida; Malpighiales; Euphorbiaceae.
AUCAUAUGUGUGUUUAGGAAGCACUUGUUAAGCUUGCAAACCUAUAAGGCCUUUCCCUUCUCUUUUAUCACUUUAAUUCCUUUGUAGCUUUUGCCACUACAAACAUGGCUAUGGGUGGGAUUGCAAGAACAAAGAUGAUCAUUCUUAGUAGCCUUCCAGUUGCAGUACCACAGUAUGAUUAUGAUUAUGAUUGUAAGAAUCAUGAUCAUCAACUAGAAAAAUCAUCAAGAAAUUCGAUCAAAGAAGGAAAAAGGGACAGUGCACCGUACUGGAUACCGCACCCUCGCACCGGAAUAUAUGUUCCGAAAGGGCAAGAAUGGAUGAUGGAUGAUGUACCAGAAGGUGCAGCUUCUUUUAAUCAGACUUACUGGCUGAGGAAUGUUGAUGUUGUUGAUAGGCCAGACCCUGAUAUUUUUUCUAAUCAUUAAUUAAUUACUAAUUAAUCUGUAUUAAGUUAAUUAUGUUUUACUCAUAUAUAUUUAUAUGUAUGCAUUGUGAGAGACCGUAUACUUACAUAUCUAUAUGAAUAAAAAUUUAUGUGUAUAUCUAAAUAUUUGCUUAUUAUAAAAUUUGAAUGUGGCGUGCAUUUCAAGA